This is a messenger RNA of Trichophyton verrucosum HKI 0517, 1068 nucleotides long. RefSeq lists its product as uncharacterized. The transcript is spliced from 3 exons. Lineage: Eukaryota; Fungi; Ascomycota; Eurotiomycetes; Onygenales; Arthrodermataceae. Bases 1 to 1068 code for a protein of 355 amino acids. The record is from RefSeq and is a predicted model, not a curated record.
AUGGCGUCCAAACAAGCCACUCCGCAGCCCAAAGACCUCCCCGUCGACGAGAAAUACGACCACUACGACUUCCCCACGUCUGCUCCCACGCCGCAGCCUGGCCACCCGGGGUAUACCACGCCCGAGCAGGAUGCGCAGGUGUUCCAGCUCCGGAAGCAGCUGGAGGACGCUGGCUGCAAGGACAGGCUAGACACAUUGACGCUGCUGCGGUUCCUGCGGGCGAGAAAGUUCAACGUUGAGGCUUCGAAGACUAUGUUCCUCGCGAGCGAGAAAUGGCGAGCAGAAUUCAAGACGGACACGCUGGUCUCAGACUUCGACUACCAUGAGAAAGAGAAGAUGUUCGAAUACUACCCCCAAUUCUACCACAAGACAGACAAGGACGGCCGACCAGUGUACAUUGAGCAAUUCGGCAAAAUCGACCUGACAGCCAUGUACAAAGUGACCACCAGCGACCGCAUGCUCAAACACCUAGUAUGCGAGUACGAGAAGCUGGCCGACAACCGCCUCCCCGCCUGCGCCCGAAAAUCCGGCCACCUGCUCGAAACCUGCUGCACGAUAAUGGACAUGAAGGGCGUGGGCCUGGGCAACGCCUCGUCCGUCAUCGGCUACGUGCGCCAGGCCUCUGCCAUUUCUCAAAACUACUACCCCGAGCGUCUGGGGAAGCUGUACAUCAUCAAUGCGCCGUGGGGGUUCAGCACGGUGUUCGCCAUGGUCAAGGGGUUCCUGGACCCGGUCACGGUGAAGAAGAUACAUGUCUUUGGAGGCGGGUAUGAGAGCGAGUUGCUCUCGCAGAUUCCCGCAGAGAACUUGCCGGUGCAGUUUGGCGGCAAGUGUGAGUGUGAGGGCGGGUGCAUGUUUAGCGAUAUGGGACCCUGGCAGGAGCCGGAGUGGGCUGGCUCAAAGGAGAAGAAGACAGAGGCCAAGAAGGAGGGAGGUGAGGAGGGCGAGGAGAAGAAGAAGGAGGAGGAGGAGGAGAAGAAAGAAGAGGAGGAGAAGGAGAAGGCUACUGAUGCUGAGCCGGCUACUGCUACUGCGACGGCUGCGGCUCCAGCUCCGGCUGCUGCUUAG